GGGAGGGGUCAGCGGACUGUCCCUGUGAGGUAGACAGAGGAAGAGAACACCCAAGAGAGAGAGAGCUGCUCUCAUAUAAAACCCACAGGCGGAAGUUCUACACGAGACAGAAAGGCAGAGCAUUGCAGAGCUGAGUGGCCGGCACACAAGUCCUCUGAGAGGUUGCACAAAAUUCGGGACAUUUUUGCUUUUCAUUCUCUGAACUUCAGAUAAAAUGAGUAACUACAGUGUAUCUCUGGUUGGCACAGCUCCCUGGGGCUUUAGACUUCAAGGUGGCAAAGACUUUAACAUGCCUCUCACUAUCUCCAGGCUCAAUGAUGGAGGGAAGGCUGCUAAAGCAAAUAUCGGAAUUGGUGAUGUAGUUCUUACCAUUGAUGGCAUAAGCACGGAUGGAAUGACUCAUUUAGAGGCACAAAACAAGAUCAAGGCAUGCACUGGAUCAUUGAGUUUGACUUUGCAAAAAGCUGCAGCUGCUUCAAAGACCAAUCAAAAUCCUGCACAAGUUGAAGCACCUAAAGAAAUAAUAAAGCCUGUGCCUAUUGCAACUCCCACUAUACCCGCUGCACCCAAAGUCACCACUUCAGCCAAUCUGAUCUACAACAAAGCGCCUAGACCAUUUGGGGCCCCAUCCUCUUCUAAGCCUGCUUCAAUCCCAUCACCAUCCUCUGCCUUUUCCCCAGCAUCUGCAACCCAGCCCUCUGCUUUAUCCCUGCUGUCUGCAGUCAAUCCACCUCCCCCCACCACAUCCGGAGUGCAUGCCAAUUAUAAAUCUGCCACAGAUGGCCAAUCACCUGCUUUGAGUGCAACUAAAGCUGCAGUUAAUGUCCCACGGCAGCCUGCCAGCUACAAUUCAGCUGUCAACCAGUAUGCUAAUGAGGCUGCACAAGAUGGGGCUGAUGUGCAGAGAAGAGGACUAAAGGAAAACCUGGGUGAUAAACCUCAAAAUGGGAAGAUUCCACCAAAACGCCCUCCUCGGAAACACGUUACAGACACUGAUUUCUACCAUACUCCGAUUUAUAGCGAUGCUAGUAAAAAGCGUCUCGUAGACCAAACUGAAGACUGGCAUCCACGCACCGGUACUACUCAGUCACGUUCUUUCCGCAUUCUUGCUCAGAUGACUGGCACUGAAAACCUGAAAGAACCAGAGCCUGAAGAUGUGAACAAGGAAAAGAUUCCUGUGCAAAUAAUUAGUCCAAAAUAUACACAAUUGCGUGACUGGCACCAUGGUGUCUCAGCCCGUGUUCUAAAUGUGUAGCGAUUCACUUCUCUUCAUUUUUUAUUUUCUAUUCGUUCUUUGCUGCUUGAAAUUGACAGUGCUGUAUUCUUACAAGUCAGAUGUAUGCCACUGUUAAUUUGUGCAUCAUUUGUAUGUUCCAAAAAAAAGCACACUUAAGAGGGUGCAAAUAUUCAGCAGCAUAAUGCAUGAUAGUUUUGCAAAUUGCUUCAGUUAAGGAUUUGUUCCGUGAACUAGCAUAUUGAGGGUAAGAUCGUAAAGUGAAAAAAGAUUGUUUAUGUGAAGGUGUAAGUUAAAGGGAAACUCUAGGACGUUUUAAUUGUUUUGUUUUGGGUGGAGUGUCAAAGAAAUGUUUGCAGUAUAUCUGUGUCAUUUCUGCUAGUGUAUUAUCCACAUGAAUAUAUGAAAAAUGAAUUCCCAAGUAGGGAACUUGAAAGGUCCUCUCAUGAAUAGGUAGGGGAAGAUCUUCCUGGCUGGACUGGACAGCAGCAACUACUAUACAUGCAAAUAACCCAGUCGACUCAAUACAAAUUGUUUGGCCAUACCUAUCACUAAGUUUGGAAAUUAAAACUGAGCAUAUAGUGAAAAGAUGUGUAGUACAGUUGUAUUUGGUGGGAAUGACAUAUAAAAUUAACUAAUUGAUCCAGAGAUACAGGUAGCUGAACUUGUAUGCAAAUGUCAACUUUUCCUUUAUAGUUACAACUGAGCUGCAGGCAAAGAGCAAAAUACAUAUAAGGGGGCAGCUUAACCAGCCAAAAGAUUUGUGUUUUUGUAGAGCAAAACACAGAGACCACCACAGGUUAUCUAAACCUAAGAACAAAAUUGUAAUAUGUUGCAGCUAAGAUGAGGCUAAAAUUAUUAUUGCCAAGUACGCAAAAUACCUGUUGGACCUUGCCAAAAAUGCAGUGUCCUUAUCACUUCCUGUGAGCUUAACUGUUGAAGCCUAAAACAAUGUCCUCCUUUCUUCUGUAAAUUAGUUAUUACCCCAUCACCUAUUUAAAGCAGACAUAUUUGAAGUCCAUUCUGGGUGGCAACCAUGGUGCAGCUACCUCAUCUAAUGCCGCGUACACACCAUCACUUUAUGUGAUGGAAAAAAA
Messenger RNA from Rana temporaria (common frog), 2331 nucleotides. It is a transcript of the gene PDLIM5, whose product is annotated as PDZ and LIM domain 5. Gene Ontology annotation, molecular function: muscle alpha-actinin binding; actin binding. Lineage: Eukaryota; Metazoa; Chordata; Amphibia; Anura; Ranidae. Gene Ontology annotation, biological process: actin cytoskeleton organization; heart development; muscle structure development. The record is from RefSeq and is a predicted model, not a curated record. The transcript is spliced from 9 exons. Gene Ontology annotation, cellular component: Z disc; adherens junction; filamentous actin. Bases 215 to 1255 code for a protein of 346 amino acids.